AUGGCUCCUGAUUUUGAAAGUCCACAAUUAAUAAGAAGACUAGAUUGGUAUCAUGAAGAUCUAUUAAUUGCUAGUUAUCAACAGAUUGCUUUAGUAGAUCUUAAUAAGCAAUGGUGGGUUGGUGGAAUGAGAUAUGAAUUAAUAAAACCAUUUUAUGAGUUACGAAUACAACCUACAUUACCCGAAGAUUCAGGAAAUUAUAAAUGCAGAUUGGAAGCGGAUCCUUUAUUUGUUAAAAAUGAAAUGACAUUUAUCAUACCAAUAAUUGUUAUGGUUCGACCUCCAGCACCAUCAAAACCUUUUGUUACAAAUUAUAGUGAUAAAAAUGUAACAUUAUCAUGGAAUCAUAGUGUUGCAAAAGCUCAUAUACCAAUUUUAAAGUAUUCAAUACUUGUAAGUCAGGUAGAUGUUGAUGACAUUCAAGUUAUCUUAACAAAAUCUAAUGAAACAAGAAUAACAAUUAAUAAAUUAUUACCCUAUACUAAAUAUGCAUUUAGUGUUAGAGCUGAAAAUGCAGCCGGUCACUCUAAUUUUGGUGAAGAAACAAUUUUUAGAACAAUGGGUGAACCACCAAAAAAUCCACCAAUAAUUGUUUCAAUAACUAAUGAAACAAAUAGAUGUGUUAACGUUAAAUGGUUAAAACCAAAUCUUUCAACAGGAGAAAUAGUUGGUUAUAGAAUUAUGUUACAUAGAUUAGGAUCUGGUGACAUGAGAGAAUGGUACUUUAAGACAACAUCAAAUUCCUUGUGUUCCCUUGCUUAUCAUCAAGACUAUCGUUUAUCAAUUGAGGCAGAUAACGGUUUUGGAUAUUCCCCAAGUGUAACACAAUUAUUUAGAACUGAUAUUGGAAUACCAGAUACACCACCAGAACCAAUAUCAGCAAUAACCUUAUCAAGUAAUACAAUCCGUUUAUCAUGGAAAGAACCAAAUAAACCCAAUGGACCAAUUAUUGCAUUUCAUGUAUAUUUUUAUCCAAUUCAUUUACAAAAGAAUGCUGUAUUAUUAAAAUUAAAUGUUGCACAUGAAGAUCAUACAAAAAUAUAUAAUUAUAAUAUAACAAAACUUCAACCAAAUACAACAUAUUUAUUUAGAUUAACAGCUGUAACUGAGAAGGGUGAAAGUGAAAAAUCUAUUGCAAUUGAAGGUACUACAGAUUAUAUAAUACCUUAUUCACCAACAAUAACAAAUAUAACAACAGAUUGUUUAAAAGAAUCAGUUAAAGUAUCAUGGACGUCUGUUGGUGGUCAACUUUUAUAUUAUACAGUAUACCUUCAAGUAGUUAAAAAUUCAUAUAAAAUAACACAAAAUGAUAAGUCAACAUUUCAAAAUUUUAAUUCAACAGUCACUUCGAUGAUAAUUGAGGGACUAACAUUAAAUGUUGAAUAUUUAAUAAAAGUAACAGCAUUUACAAAAAAUAUAAAUAAAAAUGGUAUGAUAUUAGAAAGUGAUCCAUCUAAAACAGAAAUAUUUAUGCUUAAAAAAAAAUGUGAUUUAUAUCAUUCAUUAUGUAUGUCAAAGAAUGAUGGUUGUAAACCAUUAGAAAAUGCAAAUCAUGAAAAAAGAGAAGCAUUAAUGCCAUCAUCAAAUACUUCAUUUAUUUUAAUAAUUAUAUUAACAAUAUUUGGAAGUAUUUUAUUAAUAGGAAUAUAUCUUUAUAAACAGCAUUGUAUUUCUAUAAAAAAUUAUAGUAAAAAAAGUACUAAUUGUAGUAAUCAAGAAACAACAGCACUUGUUUAUGAUGAAAAUUGUUAUGAGACAGUUCCAGUAGGAUUAUUUGAAAAAUAUUGUCAAACAUUAGCAUCAAAUAAUAAUGCAUUAUAUAUAGAACAAUUUGAGAAUUUAUCAGUAGAAAAUGAUAAAUUAGAAGUCGAGGGUACUGAUGUUUGUCAAGAAGUACAACAAAAAAAUAGAUAUUUGAAUAUAGGAGCUUAUGAGAGUACAAGAAUCAAAUUAAAUGGAAAUGGUACAUCAGAUUACAUAAAUGCUAAUUAUAUCGAUAGUUGUGAUAAAAGAAAAGCAUAUAUUGCAACACAAGCACCAUUACCAAAUACAUUUUCUGAUUUUUGGUCAAUGAUAUGGCAAGAAAAAUGUAAUGUUAUCGUUUGUAUAACAAAAAUGAUUGAAAAAGGGAGAAGAAAAUGUGAUCAAUAUUGGCCAAGUGAAAUUAAAAGACAAGAAAAUAUUGGAAAUUUUACAAUUGUUAUGAUUAAUGAAAUAAUUAAUGGAUAUUUUACUCAUAGAAUUUUAACAUUAAAAUCUAAUAAAUGUCAUUCACCUGAAAGAAUAAUACAUCAUCUUCAAUUUACAGCAUGGCCAGAUCAUGGUGUUCCUGAUAAUGUUUUUCCAUUACUAUCUUUUAUGAAUUAUGUAUCAACAUUUGAAUCAAAUGAACCAUUAGUUGUUCAUUGUAGUGCUGGUGUUGGAAGAUCUGGUUCAUAUAUUUUAAUUGAUAGUAUUCGAAAACAUUUAACAAAAAAUGAAAAUAUUAAAAUAUAUUCUCAUUUACAACAUAUGAGACGACAACGUGGAAAAUUAGUACAAACAAUUGAACAAUACAUCUUUUGUCAUGAAGCUAUUAAAUCAUUAAUAAAAUAUGGAAUAACACGUAUACCAACAAAACAAUUUACUAAUUUUAUUCAAUAUUUACUUGAAACAACACAAACUGGUAAAACAGCAUUACAAUUACAAUAUGAAGAUCUUUGUAAAUGUAAUCAUUUAAUUCCUUGUUAUUUUCCAAUAGGAUGUACUACUUUACCCGGAUAUCAUAGAUCAGAUGAAUUUAUUAUAGCAAAUUAUCCUGCUGAAACAUACCAAUUAUGGGAUUCUGUCUAUGAUAGUUCUUGUCAAACUAUAUGUUGUUUGAUGGCACAUGAUGAUUUUACAAAAUUUUGGUCAAUAUCACCUAAUGUAUCAUCAUACUAUUCAGAAGAUAGUGGAAUAACAAGAUUUGUUACAAAAAAAAUUGAAAAUAAUUCAAUAUUUAUAAGGACAAAUGAAAGUGAAGAUGAAUUGGUUAUUCGUGUGAUUCAAAUAGAUCCAGAUGAAUUUAAAAAUGAUGUAUGGAAUACAAUUGAAAGUGUCCAAAUACAAUUAUUACAAUAUCAUAAUAAUAAUACAAUGAUUCUUGUACCAGAAUAUUCAAAUAUCAAAACAGCAUUUAAAUAUUGUAUUCUUACAUCAAUAGGUUGUCAAAUUGAACAUGAACAACAUGUUGAUGUAUUACAAUAUCUUUCCUCAUAUCAUAAUAUUAGAUGCAAUUGUUGGAGUAAACAAAGUGAUGUAGAAUUUAUUUAUGAUAAAACAUUAGAAUUAAUUCAAUUGCAAAAGAAUUAA
Molecule: messenger RNA, 3333 nt
Organism: Strongyloides ratti
Lineage: Eukaryota; Metazoa; Nematoda; Chromadorea; Rhabditida; Strongyloididae
Product: FI18312p1
Exons: 8
Coding region: 1-3333 (1110 amino acids)
Biological process (GO): protein dephosphorylation
Molecular function (GO): protein binding; protein tyrosine phosphatase activity
Source: RefSeq, a predicted model, not a curated record